Messenger RNA from Labeo rohita (rohu), 1367 nucleotides. RefSeq lists its product as uncharacterized. NCBI's taxonomy places the organism in Eukaryota, Metazoa, Chordata, Actinopteri, Cypriniformes, Cyprinidae. The record is from RefSeq and is a predicted model, not a curated record. Bases 91 to 753 code for a protein of 220 amino acids. The transcript is spliced from 3 exons. Gene Ontology annotation, cellular component: cytosol.
GCCACUAUAAAAGGACCUGUUCAUUGUAGAAAUAACAGUCAAGGUUACAGAUAAGAGCUGAAGACGAGUUCACUACAAGAUCCAAGAAACAUGAAGACCUCGACCCUCCUGUGUGUCUGUUUAUUAGGCUUUAGUUACUGUCUGGCAGUGGACGACGUGUAUGAAUAUCUGUGGGAGAAGAAUAAAGACAUCGCCGUUAAGACAAUCGAGUCGGACUUCCUGAGACAAAUGGAGAACGGCAGCCUGCAGGCAGAGCGAUACGUCAACUUCACCAUCCAGGACAUCGGCUAUCUACUGAAAGUCACCAAGAUGUUAAAGAGAAUGAGUGCCAAAGUUGCUCUUCCCAACGACAUCAAGGACUUCAUGAAAAGCAGAUACUCGAGCUACAAAAGCUUUGCAGACUUCAUGCUCAAACAAUACUUUUUCAAGGGUGAGCCUAACAUUCAGCAAACCCCAGCUAUGAGGAAGUAUCUGGCGUACUACAGAAACUUGAUGGACAAUGAAGAGUCGCUGUACUUCACCGUGGGUCUUCUGCCCUGCUCCAGACUCUGGGUUUGGCUGGGUAAUACUCUCAACAUCCCUCCAACCAAUGCCUACUAUACCUGGAAGGUGGGGAAUAUGGGCGGCCAUCCUGAGAAACACUACAAAGCUCUGCUGAAUAAGUAUCUCGACACAACUGAGAAAGUGGCAAAGGCUAAUGGCAUAUUCCGUGCACAGAUGCAGAAUGAGCAUGAUUUCUUCCUCUCGUCUUGAGAGAGAAGUGUUGCAAAUAGCCUGUUGUCUGAGCAACUUAAAGUUUGAAUAUUUGGUUGCAUAUUUUAAGGUUAAUAAUUUAAAAAUAAUUUAAUGAUAAUUAAUCAUUUAAAAAUAAUUUAAUAUUGUAUCCAAGUAUAAUGUAAGCUUUUAAUCAUGAACAAUUGCAUAUCCACAGUCAAUUUAAACAGAAAAGUAAUUUUGGUCUAUUGCAUCUGAAUAUUCAGUGUCUACAAUAAAAAUAUCUUCUAUUAUGUCUGAUAUCUUGCAUUAUUAUUAUUUUUUUUUUAAAUCUUUCUGCUCUAUAAAAAAUUAUUUCGCAGUUUAGUUGUUUCAAUUAUUUUUUUUUAUGUUGGCACAACUUGUUAGUUGCUGAAUUUGUUCAUUCAACUUUUUCACUGUCUUCACUAGUUUGUAAGUUGACUGAACUAGAGUAUUUGUCCUCUCAACUCAAAAAAAAAUGUGUUGAAUCGAUUCAAUGACAACAUCACUUAUUGCGAUAUGUUGUGAAGACCGUUGCAGACGGAAGACGUUCAUCAGAUAUGUAAAAUUUGAAACAUUUCUCAGAAUACAAAUACAAAUAUAUAUAUAUAUAUAUAUUUUCUGCAUUUACA